AUGUACUCGCCGCCGCCGGACGAGGCGGCCGAGGCGCUCGCGCGGGACCCCAUCGACCCCGUCGAGGAGACAGAGAGAUUCCUGGAAGACGCCGCCGCGGACACGGACCAGCCGGGCAAGGACGAGAUCCUGUGCGAGCGCCGCGUCGAACGCCGGAGCGCCGCUCUCGUUCGCAGAAUUCAAAUUCUGAGAGCUAGGCGCCGCCGCCCCCCCCCCGCGCGCAAGACAACUGAUAGACGGGUCCGCGAAUCCGGGCCGCGAUCAAACGCCGUCGCGCAGGUGCGCCCUCCGCGAGCUCCGGACCUACGGCGUCUGGCUCGCGCACAUCGACGCCAAGCUCGAGGCCUGGCGCGACGCGUGCGCGUCGUACUGCGACGGCCCGCCCGGGUCCAGGGACGGGGCGUAGUACCGCGCGUAGUACCGCGCGGGUACUACGGACAGCUUAGGGUACUAUGAUACCACGCAGGGGUCUGAGGGCAGUUCGUAGUCGGUGGAGUCUGAGACCGGAAAUCGACGUAUCUCUCCGAGCUGCAUCCAUCCCCAGAGUUCCUGUGAAAUAUCCAUGGGGGCAAAAUUUCGGUACUUUCGGCGAUACCACGCCCGUUACUGUAUUCGAGGCUCCAUUUACUGGCCCAUUGACCUAGACAUGGCCUAGAGAUGGUCCCGGGAUGUGAUGGGCAGCCCAGGACCGCGUAUAGUAGCCCCCGGGCUGCCCCGGCCCGCCGUCCGGGACCCCCCCUAAACAAUAAAAAUUAAUUAAAAUAAAAACCGCAGUACUGCGCAGGUACUACGCAGCACUGCGCAGUACUCCCGGUCCGGGAGUACUGCGCAGUGCUGCGUACUACGCCCCGUCCCUGCCCGGGUCGCCGCGCCAGGCGCCCGACUAUCAAGUAAGAGUCGCCUCGAGCCGCGCGGCGGCCGCCGCCUGGCGCACGCCCGGCGACGCCUGGACCGACGACCAAACUUUCGCGCCGGGCGCCUGCGACGCGUCGCGAUUCGCGUUCGCGGUCGUCCGGAGCGAGGCGGCGCGCCGCGUCGCCUUCGACCACGGCUGGUUCCGGCGCUGGAGCGCGCCGACGGCGCCCGAGGCCGUCGACGUCCUGUGCGAGGUGGGCCAGGUCGUCCUGCGCGUCGCGGCCGGCGAGGCGCUCAUCUCCGAGGAGGCGAUGAAGGCGCCCUACCUCAAAGCGUGUGUUGUGAGUGCGUCUUGGCGCGGCGGUUGCGUCGAGGUGGAGCUCGAGGUGUCGGGCCGCCACGAGUUCCGCGUCGCGCGCGUCGUCGCGGAGACCUCAGACGCGACGCAGAUCCACGACGCCGACGGCGAGCAGCGGGCGACGCGCGCCGCGCACGCCGUCAAGCUCCGCAUUGCCUGCGCCGCGCCGAAAGCGCGGCCGGCGUCGCCGGUGAACGUCGUCGACGAGGCGCUCGCCGUCGACUCCGUCCCGGGCACUCCGGCCGUCCGCGUCCUCGUCCUCGUCGAGUGAGACCCCCCUGUUCGUCGCAAGAAAGAAGCUACCCCCGC
Molecule: messenger RNA, 1522 nt
Organism: Pelagomonas calceolata
Lineage: Eukaryota; Pelagophyceae; Pelagomonadales; Pelagomonadaceae
Source: the annotation of a GenBank genome assembly